Molecule: messenger RNA, 4476 nt
Organism: Schistocerca gregaria
Lineage: Eukaryota; Metazoa; Arthropoda; Insecta; Orthoptera; Acrididae
Product: probable clathrin heavy chain 1
Exons: 1
Coding region: 1-4476 (1491 amino acids)
Biological process (GO): intracellular protein transport; receptor-mediated endocytosis
Cellular component (GO): clathrin complex
Molecular function (GO): clathrin light chain binding
Source: RefSeq, a predicted model, not a curated record
AUGACUGUCUACCAGAUAAAGGAGGACGAAGUGACUCAUAUGAAACAGGUCAACUUGCCGUCGGGUCACCCGCGAGACAAGGAGUCUUUCUUUCUAGCGCUCGAGUACAGUUCCGUAACCAGGGCUCACUACCUCCUGUCGUCAUCUGGACACCUCUCUAUUUACCUGGCCAAUAUGCAGGAAAUCUACGCCAGCUAUAUUAUCCAACCUUCCGAGCAACCUGUCCUGGCCCUCAAAUUCGUUCCUGGGCAGGAGGCGUUCGUCUACAUCUCUUCCAAUCUGACCGUCUAUAGCGCCAAAAUAAACCCUCGCCACCCCCUUCUCUCCUCCGCCUCGUCCCCCUCUAUCCAGGACACCAGUUCCGCCGACCUCCCCGCGGUCCACUCCCCCCCGGCGGACGACGGCACCCUCAUCAAUCGCUUCAGGAACCUCAUCCUUCAAGGAAACUACGGAAAUGCCGCAAUUUUGGCCUACAAGUCGUCCGAGGUCCCCUCCUCCUCCUCCUCACCUCCCCCCUCCAACCCGAUCCUCCGGUCCUCUGUCGCGCUCAAAAUCUUGGAAGGGGUCUCCUACCCCCCCGACCAACCCAGCCCGCUCCUCCUCUACAUCCAGGAACUCAUCAACAUCACCUGUCUCUCCGAGGACGAAAGCCUCGCGCUGAUCAAAUUCGUCCCCGCCGCCAAGUCCAACGUGAUCGGCACACUCAUCUCUAACAAAAAAAUCAAGCCCACCCUCGCCAUAGGCAACUCUCUCCGACCCAAAAGCCUGUCGCUCGCCCUCUCCGUCUACACCGCCAUCGAAGCACACGACCUCGCCGCCUCCGUCCUAAUAGACCUCGGCAAAAUAGACAAGCUCUUCGUCUACGCCCAAAAAGUCUCCUUCAACCCCGAUUGGCUCGCCCUCCUCUCCCAACUCGUCCAAAACAAAAACGACCUCUCCAUCCAAUUCGUCAAACACCUCUCCAGCAACCCCAACACGCACAUAGACCUCGACGCCGCCCUCGACAUCUUCAUAGCCUCUCGCAACCACACCUGGCUCACCCAAUUCGCCACCAUCGUGCUCAACAACGACCCCUCCACCUCCGACCUCCAAACCAAACUUCUGCAGGCGCUCUUCUCCAUACUCCCAAAACAGGCCAGGUACCUCAUCGAGUCCAACGCCCUCUCCCACUUUCAACCCGCCGCCAUCGCCCCGCUCCUCGAGGAACACCAAUACAUCGACCUCGCCAUAAAGUACCACCCCUCCCCCGACGACAAAAAGAGAAUCAUCCUCCAGCACCUCAUCUCCGUCCGCCCGGAAACCAUCCUAAACGCCAUCAAAGACUUCUCUGACGCCGACCUCCCUUUCUUCGAAAGCUGCUUGAACUCAAACCUCUCCUUCUUCCUCCCCAUUUUCUCUUCCUUCCUCGAACAAAACUGGUCUCGGCUCUCCCUCCCCCCAUUCUUCAACCUCCUCCUCUCCACCGAUUCCAAGUCCCCCAACUUCCGCCCCAUCCUCCACCGCCUCCUCCAUCGCCUCUUCCAAACUCAGCCAGACCCCUCCUUCUCCAUCGCCUACGCCCGCUCCUGCAUCUCCACCUCCUCCUGGCAAGACCUCCUCCGCCUCUGCCAAGACGGACCCUACGACCCCCUGCCCCUCCUCCAGCUUCUUCUCGACUCGCAACUCCCGGACCUGCGCUCGCCCCUCGUUCUCUGUCUGCGCCACAACCAAUUCGACCAACUCGCCCACCACCUCGUCUCUACAAACCAACUCCCUCACCUCUUCUCCUCCCUCCAGUACUUCAACUCCUCCAUCAUCCCCCCGCUCAUCGCCGCUCUCCUGGACGCCCGCGCCGACGACUCCUUCGUCUCCUCCCUCAUCAACUCGUUCCCCUCCAUCGACCAGCCCUCCCUCAACACCCUCCUCUCGCAACUCGAACAGCGCCAACAACUCCCAAUCGCUCGCGACUGGCUCCUCCGGCAAUCCAAGACUCUCCCACCCAACCCCGUCACCGACACCCACCUCUCCAUCCAUACCGCCCUGGCCAAAAUACACGUCAUCACCCACACCCAACCCGAACACUUUCUCAACACCAACCCCUACUACGACCACCUCGAACUCGGCCGCUUCUGCACCGAAUCCUUCCCCGACCUCGCGCUCAUCUCCUACCUCUCCUCCCCCACCCCCUGCGAAGACCCCCUCUUCCAACUCUGCAUCGACUGCCAGUACUUCCACCAACUCAUCUCCUACCUCCUCCGCAAAAACGACCUCUCUCUCUGGGAAAAGUGCGCCUCCUACCUCGUCAAAUCCCCCUCCUCCAACACCACCUUCUUCCAAACUCUCCAAGACUCCCUCAUCCAAUUCAACACCGUCGCCCCCAUCGCCCUCAUCCUCAAAGCCUUUCACACCUUCGAAUCCCUCAUCACCGACUUCGUCAAACUGCUCCAAAACCUCGCCGACCCCGCCUACGAGUUCUUCUCCACCCCCGCGUUUCAGGACGUCCUCCUUCUCACCCUCAUACACUUUCACUCUGUCAACCCCGCCCUUCACUCCGAAGACACCAUCCUCAACUACGUAAAAAUGUUCGACAAAUUCGACUACGCCGCCAUAGGCAAAACCGCCUCCGACGUUCACCUCUAUUCAAUCGCUCUCCUCGCCUACCAAAAGGGACAACUCUACCUCUCCGCCCUCUCCCUCAUCCUAGACCACAUGUCCGACGACGACCCCAACCUCUCCAAUGCACAACAAUUCGUCUCCGACCACAAACGCCCCGAACUCUACUCCGCGCUCGCCAAAAAACAACUCGAACUCAACAUCCUCCCCGACGCCCUCAACAACCUCAUCCACUCCAACGACCCCACUCUCUAUCGCGACGCCAUCCAAUGCGUCAGCUCCCGCUUCGAACAGUACACCUCCUCCCACAGCUUCCCCCCCUUCCCCACCCCCUCCUCCCCCUUCGACUCCUCGUCUCUCGACUACUCCACUCUAGAAUACCAGUACUCCAUCUCUCCCACUCUAUUUCCCCUCUCCAAACUCCCCUUCCGCGACCCCGACCUCCCCCCCGACCUCUUCCAAUUCUACCAAAUCCUGUCUAAAUACCUCUCCUGUCUUCAGACCUCCAUCUCGGACCCCUUCCUGGACGACAGCUACCUCCUCUCUCUCUGUCUGCUCCACGACUGGGCCUCCAUCCUCUCGUUCCUCCGCUCCCCCUCCAACCACGCCAACGUCAUCCAAGUCGCCCAGUUCCUCUACUCCCUUCACUUCGUCAUCGCCUCUCACAUCCUCUUCUCCUUCAAAGACGACCACUCCCACCUCGUCUCCACCUGCAUCGACUUCAACGACCUCUCCCGCGCCCUUCAAUUCUCCGACUCGGUCCCCUCCCUCAAAAAAACCCUAGACGCCUCCCUAUCCCGCUCCAACAACGAAUUCGCCAUGUCCGCCUCUGUGUCACUCAUCCUUCAAAACCAACUAGACUACGUCAUCAACGUCUACACCCCCGCCAAACACUUCGACCUACUCAUAUCCUGCAUAGAACGCGCCAUCUCCUCCCACCAAAACGUCUCCACCUCCAUCUACUUCGAACUCGCCAAGCUGUACGCCCACCACCAACCCUCCCACUUCCUCGACUUCCUCCGACUCAACUUCCCUCGCCUCAACAGCCCCCGCCUCGUCGAGUUCUGCUCCUCCAUCCAACAACACAGCGCACUCGUCCUCAUCUACCAACUCACUCUCGAAUUCGACCAAUGCGCACUCACCAUGAUCAAGUUCCUCUCCACCUUCGACCAUGACCUCAUGCUCCAAAUCCUACCCCAACUCAAACGCUCCACCACCUUCUACUCUAUCCUCGAACACUACCUCGACUUCCAUCCCGACCACGUCGACGAAAUCCUCCAAUUCAACCCCAGCUUUCGACUCGACCCUCUCCGCGUCAUCGAAAUCACCAAACAACGCGACCUCCUUCCCCUCAUCAGACCCUACCUCGAACGCAUACAAAAACAAAAAUACACUGCGCAACCUGCUCUGGACGCCCUCUACGAGAUCCUCAUCUCCGAGGAAGACUACGACGCCUUCAAUGCCUGCAUCCCCCAUAUGAGCACGCCACACAUGCGCCAAUUUUCCGCCCUCCUCUCCUCCCAUCCCCUCGUCGAGUUCAAACGCAUCUCCGCUAACCUCUACGCCCACCUCGGCGACUACGACCGCGCUCUAGACAUCCUCAGCUCCAACCAACUCCACCUCGACCUCAUCCUCGUCCUUUCCACCUCCAAACGCUCCCAACUCGCCGAGCGCUUCCUCUUCCAAUACCUGUCCUCCCCAGACAACCUCUCCAUCGCCGUCUCCCUCUUGUAUCAUUGCUACGACAUCCUCUCCCCAGACGUCGUCCUCUCCCACGCCCUCCGCACCAACAAGCUCUCCUGGACUUGGCCCUAUUGGGUCCAGUUUCUCCGCGACUCCCACGAAAAGCUCAGCUCCAUCGCCCCCACCCCCCCUCAAUCGUAG